CAUGUACAAGAUUAUUUAAUAUUAGUUCUAAAUGUGUGUUGAAUCGUGUUGUAUUUUCUAGUAUUAAAAAUAAUUUACAAAAAAGUUUGUGCCAAACAACCGGCUUUAGGAAAAUGGCAAACGUCCAACAGAGUCAUGUGAAACCGGUUAUUUAUUGUGAAAAAACAGGAUUAUUAGGGGAUGAUCCUUCUCAGAAAAAAAUGAAGAUUGAUUACAGGCUUCCAGAAGGAGUAAAACCUGUUCAUUACGACCUGCUCCUGACUCCUGAUUUAAAAACUGGUAAAUUUUCUGGACAUGUCGGAAUUGAUGUCCAGGUCAAGGCCAAAAGGAACGAUUUGGUCCUUCAUGGAAAAGACUUAAGGAUUUCCUCAUUUCGAGUUUUAGAUUCCAAAGGCGACGAGUUGCCAUUGGCGUCCAAAAACAUGGAAAUGGAUUCAGUAAGGGACUUCUACAUAAUUCGGGCCAAAAAUGGAUUUUCUUCAGGAAAUUAUAAGGUGGAAAUCGACUACGAAGGUUCUUUGACUGAUAGAAUCACUGGAUUUUACCAGAGCACUUAUACUGACGAGCACGGAGACAAAAGGUGCAAAUAUCUCAGAAUGUCAGUCCCAGAAGUUAAAAUCGAACCCCAAGAAUUUUCAAUUAAAGACAUUGAAUUUGAAAUAAAAGAAGAAAUUGAAUGUGAACUAUGUAAUGAAUCAUUUACUGGGCAGCAUGAUUUAGAACAGCAUAUGCUCGAACAUUAUCAUAGUUGUACCUUUUGUUCCGAUACUUUUCCAGAUUCAAGCGCCUUAGAAAUACAUCUGAAAAUACAUGCAGAUGUCAAGCCUUUUGUGUGCACAAUUUGCAAUGAAGCAUUUGCUGUAAAAUUGGAUUUUGAUCAACACGUUUGUAAUGGAGAAAAAACUUUAACGUUGAGUGAAUCUGAAAGUCUGCUAUGCAAAAUAUGUGGUCGGACAUACAAAUUUAUGAGUGAAAUGAAAAAACACAUGCUAACACACUCUGAGGAACGUCCCCACAAAUGCGAAUUAUGCAACAAGGCAUUCAAAGAAGUGAGAAUUUUGAAAACCCACAAACUCAUUCACAGUGGCGUGCGUCCUCAUAAAUGCGAUUUAUGCGAUGAGACAUUCACAUUACCGCAUAACCUGAACCGACAUAUGCUUGUUCACACCGGUGAACGACCUCAUGCUUGUGCAGUAUGCGAUAAGAAAUUCACACAAGCGGGUAGUUUGAAAACCCAUAUGCUCAUUCAUAGUGGCAAACGGCCCCACAAGUGUACAGUAUGCGAAAAGACAUUUAACCAUGUGGGUACUUUGAAUAAACACAAGCUUCUUCACAGUCGUGAACGACUGCAUAAGUGUGAAGUUUGCAGUAAGAAAUUCACACUAACAAGCGACUUGAAUAGACAUAUGCUCAUUCACGGUAAGGUACAUGAAUGUGAAACAUGCAACAAGACAUUCACACAAAAGCGACUAUUGAAUCAACAUAAGCUCGUUCAUGCUGAGGAAAUAAUGCAUAAAUGCAUAAUGUGCGAUAAGGCAUUCACACUAAAGAGUCAAUUGAAACAACAUAUGCUCAUUCACAGCGGGGCCGGAUCCCAUAAGUGUACAUAG
This is a messenger RNA of Ctenocephalides felis (cat flea), 1610 nucleotides long. RefSeq names its product zinc finger protein 714-like. NCBI's taxonomy places the organism in Eukaryota, Metazoa, Arthropoda, Insecta, Siphonaptera, Pulicidae. The record is from RefSeq and is a predicted model, not a curated record. The coding region runs from base 114 to 1610 and encodes 498 amino acids. The transcript is spliced from 5 exons.